AAAUCCCAAUUCUUAUGUUCGUAACCUUCACGAGUUCAUCUAUUUAUCUGUUUAGAUUUCCAUUAAUGACAAGAGCUCUCGGCAGAGACGAUAAAAUUCAGAAUCGGCCCUCUUCGAAGCCUUGAAGAUGCCCGUUGUUCUUCUUCAAACUUAAACUAGUAGAGAUAUAUGAUGAUGGCCUCUUAUGUCGAAACCGGUUGCUUCAAAGUUAUUUCCCUCUCCAUCCCUUCGCUUUGCCCUUGCCAGUAUGGCCCGUCAUCGAAGACACUAGCAUUUGCUCAAUCCCCCUCGAAACUGAAACUAAGAUUAAUUUGUGAUGGAAACAGAGCCCUCGUUCGGGUUCCUUGGGACCGGAGGCUUGGUAGUGUGUACGGAGCAUGUCGGACACUUGCGGCUGUAUCCAGAGCUGAAACUAAUCAGGUGGACGAAGGAGAAGCCAAAGAAUUAUCUCCGGAAGUCGACAAAGGCCCUAAUUCGGGAAAUAUGGAUAAUAACGUGGUAGUUUCUGAGCCUCUGCAGAAGAGAGGUAGUCAGUUGAAGAAAAGGAUCGUUUUUGGGAUUGGGAUCGGAGUUUGCGCCGGUGGGGUUGUGUUAGCAGGGGGUUGGGUUUUCACGGUUGCCCUGGCUGCUGCUGCUUUCGUUGGUGCACGUGAGUAUUUUGAACUGGUCAGAAGUCGCGGAAUUGCCGAGGGGAUGACACCCCCUCCACGAUAUGUUUCACGGGUUUGCUCUGUUAUCUGUACGCUUAUGCCAAUAUUGACAUUGUAUUUUGGUCAAAUAGAUGUUUCUGUGACUUCAGCUGCUUUUGUGGUUGCGAUGGCAUUGCUUUUACAGAGGGGAAACCCUCGUUUUGCUCAGCUGAGUAGUGCCAUCUUUGGGUUAUUCUAUUGUGGUUAUCUUCCAUGUUUCUGGGUUAAACUUCGGUGUGGUUUAGUAGUUCCAGCAUUAAAUAGCAGUAAGUUAUUAUGCACCCUACUCCACCCCAACCUUGUGCAUCGUUUUCAUAUUAAGUAACUCAAAUACUCUCUG
Telopea speciosissima is the source of this 1029-nucleotide messenger RNA. Its product is annotated as phosphatidate cytidylyltransferase 5, chloroplastic-like. Lineage: Eukaryota; Viridiplantae; Streptophyta; Magnoliopsida; Proteales; Proteaceae. The record is from RefSeq and is a predicted model, not a curated record. Bases 169 to 1014 code for a protein of 281 amino acids. The transcript has 3 exons.